Messenger RNA from Eucalyptus grandis, 2659 nucleotides. Its product is annotated as wall-associated receptor kinase 5-like. Gene Ontology annotation, cellular component: plasma membrane. Gene Ontology annotation, biological process: protein phosphorylation; cell surface receptor signaling pathway. NCBI's taxonomy places the organism in Eukaryota, Viridiplantae, Streptophyta, Magnoliopsida, Myrtales, Myrtaceae. The transcript has 3 exons. Gene Ontology annotation, molecular function: protein serine/threonine kinase activity; calcium ion binding; polysaccharide binding. The record is from RefSeq and is a predicted model, not a curated record. Bases 4 to 2298 code for a protein of 764 amino acids.
AUCAUGAAGAGAGUUGAAGGAAGAACCAUGGUCAUCCAUGAGCUUCUCUUGAAAGUUGUGUUGCUUGGGACCAUCAUAUUGGGUCCAUCCCACAAUCAAAUUGCAGAAGCUGCUGAUUCAAUGACCAAGGCCGGAUGCCGAAGUUCCUGCGGCAAUCUAUUGAUUCCAUACCCCUUUGGAUUGAGCGACAGUGAUCCCCAAUGCCGCAUCGAUCGCUCAUCAUUUAUUGUCUAUUGUGAUAACUCUACCAGCCCUCCCAUACCUUACAUGUGGAACAAAAGUUCAAAUAUCGAAAUACUCGACAUUUUUGUCAAGGAUCACGAGCUGCGCAUUAAUGCUUCGAUCGGUCAAGAUUGCUAUAACUCUUCUGGCCCUGAUGAGAACUCGAGCUAUUACCCGCGCUUGCACCAACCUGAAUUCCCCAUAUCCAGCACCAAGAACAAGUUCACCGCAGUCGGUUGCGACACGAUGGCUUUUUUCCAAGAUCCCGGUGGGAAUUUCUCUUUCGGUUGUGCGUCUUUGUGCAGCACCAAUUCGACCGUCAGCAGCGGGCCGUGUUCUGGUAUUGGUUGCUGCCAAGCAAGCAUCCCUAGGGACACCUUCAACUACGAAAUCUCCAUCUGGAGCUUUUCCAAUCAUUCGAAUGUCUUGGAUUUCAAUCCUUGUAGCUAUGCAUUCGUCGCAGAAACUGACGUCUACAACUUCUCAGUUAGUGAUCUUUCGCGGCUUAAAUUUAAUGAGUCCGCUCUAGUUCUCGACUGGGCGAUAGGGAAUCAAACAUGCGAGGAAGCCCAAAAGAACAGCACGAGCUACAUGUGCACCGAGAACACCAAUUGCACGAAUGCCGAAAACGGAUUUGGGUAUAAGUGCAAUUGUUUAGAAGGUUACCGAGGCAAUCCUUACCUCACGAAUGGUUGUCAUGAUAUUGAUGAAUGCGCGGAUCCCAAGAUGAACAAGUGCGAGAGAAAGUGCCAUAAUAUUGAGGGGAGUUAUACAUGUCUUUGCCCAAAGGGUUAUCAUGGUGAUGGCAAGAAGGUCGGUGGAGGUGGACAAGGAUGCAUUGCUAAUUCAUCACAUUUGAUGAAGAUUGUGGUUGGUGGUGCUGUGGGCAUAAUAGUGCUGCUUUUCAGCAUAGGGUUUCUAUAUUUUGGAUACAAAGAAAGGAAGCUUAUCAGGCUCAAAGAACAAUACUUCAAGCAAAAUGGCGGCUUGCUUUUGCAGCAACAAUUACAUGAACGUGACAGAACCACAAAAACUGUGAAAAUCUUCAGCGCUGAAGAGUUAGAGAAGGCCACUGCCAAUUAUGACAAAAGUAGAAUCGUCGGGCAAGGAGGAUAUGGUACUGUUUAUAAAGGGUUGUUGCCAAAUAAUAUGAUAGUUGCGAUUAAGAAGUCUAAACUUGUGGACCAAAGCCAAAUCGAACAGUUCAUCAAUGAAGUUAUUGUGCUUUCUCAAAUUAAUAAUCGUAAUGUGGUCAAGCUUUUGGGAUGUUGUUUGGAAACUGAUGUGCCUUUAUUGGUGUAUGAGUUCGUCGACAAUGGAACUCUCUUUGACCAUGUCCACAACCCAAAUAAAUCAUCGAAGCUGUCUUGGGAGAUGCGGUUGAGAAUUGCUUCAGAAACUGCUGGAGUCCUAUCAUACUUGCACUCCACAGCUUCCACUCCCAUUAUCCAUCGAGAUGUCAAGUCAUCAAACAUCCUUUUGGAUGCUAACUACACAGCAAGAGUCUCUGACUUUGGAGCUUCAAGAUUAGUCCCACUUGAUCAAACACAAUUGUCCACCAUGGUUCAGGGAACAUUAGGAUACUUAGACCCUGAGUACUUUCACACAAGCCAAUUGACAGAAAAGAGUGAUGUUUAUAGCUUUGGGGUUGUUCUAGUUGAGCUAUUGACAGGGAAGAAGGCGCUUUCUUUUGACCGACCGGAAGAAGAACGGAGCUUGGCAAAGUACUUUCUUUCAUCAUUGAAAAAUGACAAAUUGUUUCAGAUUGUUGAGGAAGUUAUUGCAAAUGAAGAAAACAAUGAACAGGUGAGGGAAGUUGCCAAUCUUGCCAAGAGAUGCUUGAAAAUAAAAGGUGAGGAGAGGCCGACCAUGAAGGAAGUAGCAAUGGAAUUGGAGGGGCUCAAAGCAAUGGCUAAGCAUCCAUGGGUCAAUGGUAUUGAUGUGAAUCCGGAAGAGAUGGUUAGUUUAUUAGAAGAGAAGCCCGAUGUGUACAUGGAUAGUAUUGUGACCACAAGCACUGGGUACGCAGAUAGCAUGAAAAGUCAUGUCAUGCCGCUUGAUAGUAGUGGCAGAUGACAAACAUAGGUUAUGGUAUAUACCUGGGUAUGUUGUGGUUGCACUAGGUCUCAGAUUGACUACACUAGUCAUUUGAUCAUUUCGCAUUGAAACUAGUUCACCAAAUGGUUUCUAUCCAUGGAAGAGAACUCUUGAAAAAUAUAGCCUUAUAAUAAAGUCAGUGUAGUGAUUCAAUCAGUGUUUUUGUGAAUGUAGGAUAAUUUAGCUUGAGAAAGCUCUGGACCCAAUUUAGUGAGAAAAUGUAAGUAUGGUUUCCUCCUCCUACCAUUUCUUGGUGGGGCUAUCGAGAUUUGGGAGUUAUCCUGUCUUUUGAGUGUACCGAAGUUAAAAUGAUAUGAGACUCCAGAUUUGUGUUCGCUCA